Notolabrus celidotus (New Zealand spotty) is the source of this 4347-nucleotide messenger RNA. Its product is annotated as astrotactin-2-like. Gene Ontology annotation, biological process: neuron migration; neuron cell-cell adhesion. The transcript is spliced from 24 exons. The record is from RefSeq and is a predicted model, not a curated record. NCBI's taxonomy places the organism in Eukaryota, Metazoa, Chordata, Actinopteri, Labriformes, Labridae. Bases 417 to 4097 code for a protein of 1226 amino acids. Gene Ontology annotation, molecular function: protein binding.
GAAAUCACCUGUUGCAAUUGAACAAAGAGCAGAAAGAGCUUUGGUUAACACUUCCGUCUGGCAUUUUGCUAUUUUUUAGAGUUUUCCCUCUUUUUGUCCUUAUUUCCUGCAAGUACUCAUUUUUUUCCUUGACCCCCAGGAAAAAACAUAAUGCUGCACAUUUUUUCCUUCACUGAUAAUAAAUACACAUGGACUGCAGUUUGGAUUAUUGCCUAAUUUUUCAGCCAGAUCAACUAGGCCAACCUUACGGGCCCCGACCAUCUCUGAUAGACAGUGGAGACAGUGGAGCAACAUCCUGUCCUGCAAUCCAGGCAAUGGCAGCAGAGCUGGCAAUGGGGGCUUGUCUUGAACUCAAUAUGGACUCUUCUUUGAUGAAUUGACCAAGAGAGACCCAAGACUCCACUUCGACUCAAGAAAUGUCGGGUACAGGAGAGGAUAUUUCUCAGGUUCACUGGAAGCAGCAGUGGUUGGAAAACGGGACGCUGUACUUCCACGUGUCCAUGGCUGAGUCUGAGGUGCUGCCUCAGACGACACAACCCACACCCCGAGAGCCUGCUCAUGUCCUGCAUGAACACAUGCAUCUGCUUCACAUUUCGGUUAUGGGUGGCCUCAUCGCCCUCCUCCUCCUUAUUCUUCUCUUCACCCUUGUCCUGUACACCCGCCACCGGUGGUGCAAGCGACGCCGAAUCCCCCAGAAGAGCGCCAGCACCGAGGCCACUCACGAGAUCCACUACAUUCCCUCUGUGCUGCUGGGACCCCAGGGCCGGGACAGCUACAGGGGCUCUCGCGGGACACAUCAGCACGGAAGCUCCGUCAUCGGCAUGCCCAUCCGAGAGACCCCAAUCCUGGAUGAUUACGACUGUGAUGAGGACGACCAGGUUGGACACUCGCAUAACUCCACGCCUAAUCAGCUGCACAACAAGCUGAAUGAUGGGAAGUGCCAGGAAGACUAUGGAGUGAAUAUUGGCAUCGGAGGACACACCGACAUGAUGUGCAAGGAAAAUGAGAUCAAGCAUAAUUUUGAUAAACGAGCCAUAGACCCAAACACAGAGUCGGUCGAAGAUUUGAUGCAGAGGUUCCAGGACAGUUUUCGGGUUCCCAACACGCCGACGGACAUGUCUCACUACCAGCACGCCAUCCACAGCUCAUCGACAGGCCGCCGGAGGGUGCCCAGCCACACCAGAGUGGCUGGAGGCGUGUUUGGUCCUCAAGGAGAAUCAGGGUCAGAGCCUGAAGAUGACAACCAAAUGAAGUUUUACACAGAGCAGCACAGGGGACGAAGGCGCAGCAAAGGCCACCCACACAGCCCUCUAAAUAAGGUCACCCUGACGUUGAUCACCAUCAGCACAUGUGUCAUUGCCAUUGUCUAUGCCACGCAGGACUCCUGCCCUCUCACUGUCAAGGUUACCCUCCAUGUGCCCGAGCACUUCGUCGCAGACGGAAGCAGUUUUGUGGUGAGCAUGGGCAGCUUCCUGGAUGUUUCCAAUUGGCUAAACCCAGCCAAGCUAACCCUCUACUAUCAGACCAACUCGUCCACACAAUGGGUUCAGGACUACUGCGGGCAGAGGGCCACCGAGCCCUGCGAGCAGAUCUGUGAUCAGGAUACAGGAGAAUGCAGCUGUCACGAAGGCUAUUCCCCCGAUCCUGUCCAUAAACACCUCUGUGUUCGCAGCGACUGGGGUCGAAAUGAAGGUCCUUGGCCAUACGCUAACCUGGAGAAAGGCUAUGACCUAGUUACAGGAGAGCAGGCCCCAGAGAGGAUCUUCAGAUCAUUCUACAGUCUGGGCCAAGGGUUGUGGCUGCCCGUCAGCAAGAGCUUUGUGGUGCCACCGGUGGAGCUGUCAAUCAACCCCAUCGCCAGCUGUAAGACGGACGUGUUGGUGACUGAGGAUCCAGGGGAGGUCAGGGAGGAAGCCAUGAUGUCCACGUAUUUUGAGACAGUUGAGGACCUUCUGGCAUCUUUCGGGCCUGUUCGUGACUGCUCCAAAGAUAACGGAGGCUGCAAGAAGAACUUCAAGUGUGUGUCUGACAGGCAGCUAGAGUCAUCCGGCUGCAUGUGUCCUGAGGGGCUGAGGCCAAUGAAGGAUGGCUCAGGUUGCUAUGACUACUCCAGGGGCAUCGACUGCACGGAUGGCUUCAAUGGAGGCUGCGAACAGCUGUGUCUCCAGCAGCUCGUGCCCCUUGAAGAUGACCCCAGUUCCAGCAACGUGCUCAUGUUUUGCGGGUGUGUGCAGGAGUACAAACUAGCAGGGGACGGCCGCUCCUGCCUCCUGCAGUCAGACAACUGUGAGGGACCAAAAUGCUCGAGGCAGGAUGUUCACUUCAAUGACACCCUGUUUGGCGAGAUACUGCAUGGAUACAACAACAAAACCCAGCAAGUCAACUUGGGACAGAUAUUCCAAAUGACCUUCCGGGACAACAACUUCAUAAAGGACUUUCCUCAGCUUGCAGAUGGUCUCAUGGUCAUUCCUUUACCAGUGGAAGAACAGUGUCGAGGAGUGCUGUCUGAGCCUUUGCCCAACCUACAGCUUCUGACAGGGGAUGCACAAUUCAGUGAAGCAGUGGGCUACCCGAUGGUUCAACAGUGGAGAGUGCGCAGCAAUCUGUACAAAGUCAAACUCAGCUCCAUCACCUUAUCUACAGGCUUCUCUAAGGUACUGAAGACCCUGUCGGCAGAGAGCACACGCGAGGAGCUCCUGGCUUUUCUCCAGCAGUACGGCAGCCACUACGUGUCCGAGGCCCUGUACGGCUCCGAGCUCAGCUGCAGCAUCUACUUCCCCAGCAAGAAGGCCCAGCAGCAGCUCUGGCUGCAGUACCAGAAAGAGGCAACAGACCAAGGGGUCGUCGGAGUUGGGCGGCGUGAGCUGAAGUCGGUUCCCUUCAUCAGCUACUUGUCGGCGCUGCAGAAGAGCCAGCUGCUUUCUGACGACAUGGUGAACGGCGUGGAGAUCCGCUGCGAGGAGAAGGGGAGCUGUCCAGCUGGCUGCCACCUGUGCCACCACCAGGCCGUGAUGGGAGGAGUGUCAGGGAGGGGAGGCCACGCUGGGAGCAGCAGGAGUGGAGAGCAGCCUUCCCCCAUCCCGGUACUGCUGGAAGUCAGCCGUGUGGUGCCCCUCUACAGCCUGGUCCAAGACAACGUCACCAAAGAGGCCUUCAAGAGCGCCACAAUGAGCUCAUACUGGUGUGCCGGAAAGGGCGAUGUCAUUGAUAACUGGUGUCGCUGUGACCUGAGUGCCUUCAGCAAAGACGGCCUGCCUAACUGCAGUCCCCUCAGGCAGCCAAUUUUGCGUUUAGCCCCUUACCUGGAGCCCUCGAGCACAAUGGUGGCCCUGGAGUGGAUGGACGUGGAGCCUCUGAUUGGCUGCAAAGUUGCUGACUACAUCAUCCAGCAUAAACGGGUGGAGGAUCCCUCAGAGGCAGAGAUCUACACAGGUGAAGUCCUGAGUCUGAUGGAUGAUCUGUUCACUGGAUUGGGUUCACCUUGUGUUGUUGCCGGAAAGCGGAGCGGGGACCAUCCUCACUCAGUGCUAUAUUCAGUGGUCUUCAAGUGCCUGGAACCCGACAGUCUCUACAAGUUUACACUGCAUGCAGUGGAUAGCAGGGGCAGCCAGUCUGAGUCGAGCUUUGUCUCCGUACGAACAUCUUGUCCAAUGGUGGAUGACAGCCGAGCUGAAGAGAUAGCAGACAAGGUGUACAACCUGUAUAAUGGCUACACCAGUGGAAAGGAGCAGCAGAUGGCCUACAACACUCUGAUGGAGAUCUCGCCUCCACUGCUCUACAGAGUCCAGCAUCACUACAACUCCCACUAUGAGAAGUUUGGAGACUUUGUGUGGCGUAGUGAGGAUGAGCUGGGCCCCAGAAAAGCCAAUCUGAUACUUAAUAGGGUAGAGAAGAUAAGCCACUACUGCCGGUCCCUCUUGCGCAGCACCCACAUCCAGAGCCGCACUGACACCAUGGCGUAUGUCUACUGCCGGAGCGAAGAGGGCCGACCUCCCAGUAACACGUGGCAUGGCUCCUUACAUGAAAGACGCACUACCUGUAUGGAAAAGCUGAUUUCUGUACAGCGUAACACAUACAGCAACACCAAACUCCGAUGAGACAGGAGUUUGGAGACAAGCAGUGUGCUUUUUUUUUCCCACUGCAAAAUGACAUCAAUGACUGAUGUACCUCGUCAACCUCUGCAGCAGGUGUCUCUCAACUGACCGGUGGAUUUUAGAAGCCAGGAGAGCCUAAGAAAACCUCAGAAUUCACUGGACAUUGUGUUCAAGCUACUGAAAAAAACUAUUUUUCUGUGGCCUACUUUUACUAUGAGACAGAAGAAGAAAUAAAAAAAAUUGAGCAAGCUUA